This is a messenger RNA of Onychostruthus taczanowskii (white-rumped snowfinch), 2112 nucleotides long. RefSeq names its product hippocalcin like 1 (gene HPCAL1). Gene Ontology annotation, molecular function: calcium ion binding. NCBI's taxonomy places the organism in Eukaryota, Metazoa, Chordata, Aves, Passeriformes, Passeridae. The coding region runs from base 415 to 996 and encodes 193 amino acids. The record is from RefSeq and is a predicted model, not a curated record. The transcript has 5 exons.
CGGCGGUGCGGUGCGCUCCGCCCCCCGGCGCGCCCGCUGCCCCGCCGGGGAAGUUGCGCUCUGUCCCUCGCUCUCCCUGGUCCCUCGGCGACGGCUCCUUCCUCCCCCUCCCUCCCUCCAAUGCGCCUCCCGCUCAUUUCCUCUUUUCCUCCCCGCUCGCCGCCGCUCCGCAGGCGCGCGGCUCGCCCGGGCGCCGCCGCGGAGUUGUAGCUCCCAGGAAGCCGCCGCGCCCCCGCGCAGCCGCCGCCGCUGCUUCCAGGCCGCCCCGGGACCCCGCUCCGCCAGCCGGGUAAGGAGCCGGGGCUGCUCCGCCGCUGCCCGCGGAGCGGCGCGGAAACUUCGGUAAUCGAGCCCCGUGGACUUUCUCUGAAGAGAUUCCAAAAUAGGUGCUGCUGAACCCAGACCCAGAAGAGGAUGGGGAAGCAGAACAGCAAGCUGCGCCCCGAGGUGCUCCAGGACCUGCGUGAGAACACUGAGUUCACAGACCAUGAGCUGCAGGAGUGGUACAAGGGCUUCCUAAAAGAUUGCCCCACGGGCCAUUUGACUGUAGAAGAGUUUAAAAAAAUAUAUGCAAAUUUUUUUCCCUAUGGCGAUGCGUCGAAGUUUGCGGAGCACGUCUUCCGCACCUUUGACACUAACGGCGACGGGACCAUCGACUUCAGGGAAUUCAUCAUCGCCCUGAGCGUCACCUCCCGGGGCAAGCUGGAACAGAAGCUGAAGUGGGCGUUUAGUAUGUACGACCUGGAUGGCAACGGGUACAUCAGCCGUGGGGAAAUGCUAGAAAUAGUGCAGGCAAUUUACAAAAUGGUUUCAUCAGUAAUGAAAAUGCCAGAGGAUGAAUCCACUCCUGAGAAGCGAACAGACAAGAUCUUCAGACAGAUGGACACAAACAAUGACGGUAAACUGUCACUGGAAGAGUUCAUCAAAGGUGCCAAGAGCGAUCCCUCCAUCGUGCGGUUGUUACAGUGCGACCCCAGUAGCGCGAGCCAAUUCUGAUGAAAGCGGACAGUGUGCUCAGAGAACCUCGGCUUGUGUCCUUCAAGCUUUGCUCGCAAACGGAUGCCUUCUCAACCGUCCCUCCACACUCCGCGGAUAAGAUCCCGUUGCCAGAUUGUGUGUGUGUGUGUGUCCGAGCGAACCAGCCCUCGCUCCCCCCACUAACACCAGUGCAGUUCUCCUGCGGCAGCUCCGUUUCUGCUUCCCCGUAAUGUUACCAUUCACUCUGCACAUUUUAAACAUUAAUCGAAAGGUUUGUUUACAUGCAGCUGCGAGAGAGUUCAAUGGCUGGCGAGAUACCACUUCACUUAGUGCGUGAGAAAGGUGAUGUUCCCAUAGUUCUCGAGAAGAUGCUAGGUAGGACUUUUACCCAAAAUAGCAGAUGGUAGAUAAUUUAUUUUGCUUCAGAAAUUACUAUGUUGGAAAAAAAAAAAAAGAAAAAAAAAAGUGGACUGAAUGGAGUAGAAAGUUAAAAAAAUUAAAAAAAGAAAAAAGGAAAAAAAAAAAAUAGCAGCUUUCCUGGGCAUGGUUCCAAUUUUCUUUUUGAGGAAAAUUGCUUGCACUUAUCUAAUGGUCUUUACUUUCUUUUAAUAUAUAUAUAAAUUAUAUAUAUAUGGUGAAGUAAAAUUUUAAAUAUUUAGGUCAUCUAUUUAAGGCAUAAAAUAGAAUUCAAGCUUUGUUUCUUCUAGUUGUCUGUGAUUUAUUCAAAUCUUGGAGGUUGGUUUUUUUUGUGAUAUUUAUGCAUUAGCAAAUUGCUGUUUCAAAAGAAAUGCAUGACUAGCAGUUUGUGGAUAUUUCACUCUGUUUAAUUCCUGAAUGCAAAUAUUUGUUCAUUUUUACUGUCAGUCAUUCCGGUAUUACUGUAUUAACAAAAGACCUGAAAGGAGUUCAUCCUCAUUUUGUAUUUCUCAGUGGAGUCCUACUUUCUGGUGGUUGCUGCGUUAAAUGGCUUUUGAGUGCCCCGAGGUGACGUGACUGGCACUGCUGUUCUCAACUUGGCUACACCUCCUCCCUUUUGCUGUCGAUAUGUUAAUAGUCUUGUGCAUUCCAGUGUUAUUUAAUAUCUGCCUAAUGCCAAGAAAUAUUAAUUGAAAUAAAAGACUACUUUUCUUGUCA